This is a messenger RNA of Triplophysa dalaica, 5129 nucleotides long. It is a transcript of the gene aplp1, whose product is annotated as amyloid beta (A4) precursor-like protein 1. Bases 171 to 2330 code for a protein of 719 amino acids. Gene Ontology annotation, biological process: central nervous system development; axonogenesis. NCBI's taxonomy places the organism in Eukaryota, Metazoa, Chordata, Actinopteri, Cypriniformes, Nemacheilidae. Gene Ontology annotation, cellular component: Golgi apparatus; plasma membrane. The record is from RefSeq and is a predicted model, not a curated record. The transcript is spliced from 17 exons. Gene Ontology annotation, molecular function: alpha-2C adrenergic receptor binding; transition metal ion binding; heparin binding.
GCGCGCACACUCAGAUCUGCGCACACAGGGGAUAUCACAGCCCAGCGCCGAGCAGACCUGCUCCUAUCCCGCAGCAAAUCAGUUCGUGCCCGUUGCUUUUCUUUUCGGAAAUACUAGAGUAAUUUAAAAUAGACAUUCAAAGAAUCAAAGAAAGUAAAGAAGACGGAAGAAUGGGGCAGAAAACGCCAUUUAUAUUGAUGAUUUUAUUGUCUUACUGCGUCUGGAGAGAUGAGGCUUUGGCCAUGACUGAGGUGAAUGGACCGGUUGGUGGUCAGCAUGUGGCAGAGCCUCAGAUUGCGAUGUUUUGUGGUCGUCAGCUUCUACACAUGAACACUGAGACCGGCCAGUGGGAACCAGAUCCUCAGGGACGUCAGGGAUGUUUCACCCAACCCAGCAAGAUCCUGUCAUACUGCCAAGAGAUGUAUCCGGGACUGCAGAUCUCUCACGUGGAAGAGUCUUCUUCUCCAGCGACCAUCCAGGGCUGGUGUAAGAAGGGCUGGGGUCACUGUCAAACCCGUUCUUUCAUUGUAGUGCCCUACAGAUGUCUGGUUGGUGAAUAUGUAAGUGAAGCUCUGCUGGUUCCAGACCGCUGCCGUUUCUUGCACCAGGAGCAGAUGGACUCCUGUGAGAGUUACGUGUUCUGGCACAACAUUGCCAAAGAGGCCUGCACAGCUGACAGUCUGGAGUUGCAUAGUUACGGGAUGCUGUUGCCAUGCGGCGACCGUUUCCGUGGGGUUGAGUACGUCUGUUGUCCCGGCAGGGUGGGAGCGAGUGGACGUGGGGAGACGGAGACCACCGACGCAGUUCAAGAAGCAACACCUGUCGUGUCCAUAGCUGGACAAAAAAUUGUCACCAGUGUAAAAGCGAUGCCACCGACACCCAGUCCCUCUCCUGAGACUGACAUCGAGGAAGAUGACAUGGAGGAGGAAGAGGAGGAAGUAGUGGAGGAUGAGGCAGAUGAAGACGAUGAAGAAGGAAAUGAUGAUGAAGCAGCUGAGGUAGAAGAGGAACCAGAAGAGGAGGAAGCUGCCACAACUGUGAAAGAUCAGGAGGAAUACGAGUAUCCCAUCGAUUCCCAUUUCCAGGGUCAAGACUACAUGGAUAACUUCUAUUACGAUAAGACGGCCAAAGCAUCCACUCAACCGCAAACACGGGUGGAUAACGCAGUGCCCACUCCUCGUCCUACAGAUGGUGUUGAUGUGUAUUUCGAGAUGCCCGGGGACGACAGCGAACAUGCCAGCUUCCUGCGUGCUAAGAUGGACCUGGAGGAACGACGAAUGAAACGCAUCAAUGAGAUCAUGAAGGAGUGGGCAGAGGCCGACAACCAAUCAAAAAACCUGCCGAAGUCAGACCGCCAGGCACUGAAUGAGCAUUUCCAGUCUGUUCUGCAGACUCUUGAGGAGCAGGUAGCCGGUGAGAGACAGAGGUUGGUGGAGACACAUUUGGCCCGUGUGGUGGCCACUCUUAAUAACAACCGAAGACUGGCUCUGGAAAGCUAUCUGAGCACCGUGCAGAGCGACCCACCUCAGCCAGAGCGAGUGCUUCAGGCUUUGAAGCGUUACAUGGCCGCAGAACAGAAGGACCGGAGACACACGCUGCGUCAUUACCAGCACAUCGAGUCCGCCGACCCCCAGAAAGCUGAACAAAUGAAAUUCCAGGUGUACACACACCUGCACGUGAUCGAGGAGAGGAUGAACCAGAGUCUGGCUCUGCUCUAUAAGGUCCCCGGCCUGGCCGAGAAACUUCAUGAUGAAAUCCAGGAGUUAGUUAGAACAGAGAGGGGUGACAUCAGUGAACUUAUGACCACUUCCUUUUCUGAGACACGGACCACUGAGGAACUUCUUCCCGCUGAGAGCGAGGAAGAGAGAGAUGAUGAAGAGGAGGAGGAGAGAGCGUUCAAGAACAGACCCUACCCACCACGCAUCGAUCCCCAGCCAAGUGAAAAGAAAGUUUCCUCAGUGGAUGAAUAUGAUUACACCACAUCUGAAAGAGGACCAACUUAUGAAUAUGAAGAAAAAAUUAACACAUCUGUAGAAUUGAAGCAGGUGGUCUACAAGUCUCCUGGAAUUCAGAGAGAUGAGCUGCAGCCGGAUGUUUUAGAGACGUUCAACCGCGGGGCGAUGGUGGGCCUGCUGGUGGUAGCCGUGGCCAUCGCUAUGGUGAUGGUCAUCAGCUUGUUGCUCGUCCGCCGUAAGCCGUAUGGAACCAUCAGCCACGGCAUAGUAGAGCAGGUCGACCCCAUGCUGACCCCCGAGGAGAGGCAGCUCAAUAAGAUGCAGAAUCACGGCUAUGAAAACCCCACGUACAAAUUCUUCGAGCAGAUGAACUGAAGAGAGCCUUCAGUCUCAAGGCCAUGCCCUCCCCCCUGCCUCCUGUUUUCGAUUGGGGUUUCCAUGGCGACCCCCCUCUCCCCUGUACUGUAUGUAUGUAUAUGACCGAUGUUAAAACCGUACCUGGCGCGUAAAUAAGGAGUUCGUAGUGAAACCGUCUGCAUACCGCUCUUUCACCAGGGAGAGAGAACCAAUAAGAAAUUUGGCAGAACACGAAAGCCCUUCCAUCACCGGUUUUUGCUUUUGUUCGUGAGGGCGUGGCCACGCCGAGCAUGUUCGGUGGCUUCUUAUGGCCGUUUAAUAUCUUGGAAUAUUCGUCACACAUCCUUUCCCGAUGAAUCGUGUUUCACAGAUGAUCGUUCUGUUUUAAUGUGGUCUGUUUGUCGAUUUUAUUUUAAAAGCAGAGUUUUAGUUCAUGGCGAAACCUUGAUAUGAAUCAAAUGAUAUAAUUUUGAGUUCACCACGAAAACCUGUGACGGCCAAUGAGUUUAGACCCUCUAAAGUUAUUCAUGAAAGUCAUUUUAGGAUAAACGCUUGUUUCAAUAAUAGUUCACGAUGGUGAUAUAAGGAACGAGGUUUGUAUUCAUCACACGUCUGACAUUCUGGUAGCUUGUUAGUCUCGAUCACACGAUUAAAACUGUUUCAGUGUUUGCAAUGUACCACAAACGUCCAUCCAACGAUACUACCCAAAGUUGAAAAUAUUUUUCUGAUAUUGCUUCUUUAAAAGUAAAUUCUAAGUAAUCUAAAGUCCAUAAACGUAACGAUAAAGCAUGCGAAAUUUGGUGUAUGACGCUAUAACGUAAUUGUGUUGGUCCUGUUUCUUGCUUUUUGAUCAAAUGAAAAUACCACGACGUGUACAUAACUAAAGGCGUGCGUAAAAUAGACGUUCCUAUCAUUAAUUUGUCUCGAUGCAAUGUGUGGACAUCAAGAUGUGCUGCUCGGAAAGAGAAACAUUUCUUAACAUGGCUGAAUGAAAACGGACUGUUGUAUAAACCAGCACAAGAAAUCGACACAGUAACUCUUGACUGAAUGUAUAUUUGGUAGAUAUAGGCUCCAUUCAACUUAUCCUAACACAUCACGGCGUUUCCUAGAAUACGGUUAGCGUGUAGGUUAGUUUACACGUUAGUCGAUUUACCUGUUUGUGUUACAUUGCCGAAAUUCUCUUUUGACUUGGCACAACUUUUAUUGACAAGUUGUCCUUGGAAAACUGGUUUGAGUUGCUCUACUAAAACGUCAUUCACAACUGGAAAAACCUCUUGUGACAUUUUGUUUUUAAAGGGAUGGAAAACUUUCCAUCUAAUGAAUUUCCAGUUUUAGAACGUGAUAGGAAUUUUAAACAUGUUUGGUGUGUCGCUGUGAAACGUAUGUUUCGAUUACCAACGCAACAAUUUACUGUUAGCCUGUCGUAGAGAGGACACGUCUUUCAAUCUUGUUUAUUUUAGAAAGAAUAUGUUUGUUUUCUGUUCAGAAACAUGACGUGUUAGCAAGACCAAAAUGUGGGCCAUGCACUUAAUGAUUUUUCCUCCGUCUUUUUAUUAACAAAACCAAUUUACCACUCCAUUGUGAAAUAUUUAUUUCAGAUUUAUUUCAUCCAAACUUUAUGCUCCUUUUUUUGUCUUGCCUAUUUGUUUUGGUACAGUCACACUAGAACACUGGACUGCCCGAGGUACACAAUGUACAAUAUGACUAAAAGUAAUGUCGUACCACAGAAUACACUUCAUAUAUCCCCAAUUUCAUCACAUUAUGUAACAUUUAUAGCUAGAAGCUCAUUGCUAUGCGUUUACUAGUUAAAUGACAUCUUUAGAAACAUAAUGAUUCCUAAAACCGUAUUUCGUCUCCAGAUUAGACUGGAUGAAUAGUUGUUCAUGCUAGCUAAACUACAGUUGUACGAUUUUAUAUGACCUGCUGUCACGAUCAUUCUGUCAACUAUUCAUGCUUUAAUUUAGGACUCUUUAUGUAAAGUGUUACCAUGUUUUCUUACCAGCAUCAGGCAGAUAUAAGACCGUGUAUUCUGUAGGUAUUGAAUUUCUGUUUGUAUAUGUAUAUUCUGUUGAAUGAGAUGACCCCCUGACCCAGAGGAAUGACCCCUCCCUCUCCUGUUCAGAACCAAUAGAAAUGUAAACAAAAGGUAUGGAUGUUUUAACUGCUGCAUUAUUGCCUUUUUCAAUGCUGUGUUUUGGAUGUAAUUAUAUGUAUAUUUUAUUUAAGUCAACAUUAAUCGGAGUUUGGGUCAUUUGAAAAAUGCCACAUUGGACUGUAAACAUUGAAUAAGUCUGAUCAACUCAACAGACUAAAUAAUUGAUGUGUAUAGCAAAGCACAACUGUAUCCAGGCUGACUCAUUCUUGUUUAUUGACUUUUUGAGUUUAUCUUAAUUUCUUAAUAAAAGUCUUGCUUAAUCCAUUACUGAAGAGUCAAGUGAAGUCUAAGAUGGAAACACAUUUAGCCAAGAUCUGAUCCAGGUUGUGUUAAGAGAUCCCAGUUUAAUCUUUCAAAUGACUGGCAUAAAAAACCUUGAUGAGAUGGCUUAACAAUGUAAAAAUCUGUUAGAUGUAAUUUGGUUAAAUGGUGCUUUAAACAAUUUCCAGAAUUUGUCAGGACUUCAGAUAUCAAGCAGAGAUAUAAACUGAUUUCAUGUGAUUAUCACCAAAGAAAUGUUCUUGAUGCGAUUGGAAGGAGAAAUAAUGUGUCCUGUUUUUAAUGAAAUAAUUGACGUAUUGUAGGAGCAAGUAAUGUGUGAUCUGAUCUGGCUUGUUGUACUUGCAUUAAAAUGAUAAUAAAAUGAUAAAUGACCCACAGUA